Messenger RNA from Durio zibethinus, 1515 nucleotides. RefSeq names its product alcohol dehydrogenase 1-like. Gene Ontology annotation, cellular component: cytosol. Lineage: Eukaryota; Viridiplantae; Streptophyta; Magnoliopsida; Malvales; Malvaceae. Gene Ontology annotation, molecular function: S-(hydroxymethyl)glutathione dehydrogenase [NAD(P)+] activity; zinc ion binding; alcohol dehydrogenase (NAD+) activity. Gene Ontology annotation, biological process: formaldehyde catabolic process. The record is from RefSeq and is a predicted model, not a curated record.
UCAGCCAAGUCUACCAUGUCGAUUACUGCUGGUCUUGUUAUUCGCUGCAAAGCAGCUGUUGCAUGGGAAGCGGGGAAGCCAUUGGUGAUUCAGCAAGUGGAAGUUGCUCCACCACAGGCCAUGGAAGUGAGGAUCAAAAUCAAAUAUACCUCACUUUGUCACACUGAUCUCUACUUUUGGGAAGCCAAGGGCCAGUCGCCAUUGUUUCCUCGAAUAUUUGGCCAUGAAGCAGGCGGGAUUGUGGAGAGUGUAGGGGAAGGUGUAACAGGCCUUGAGGUUGGAGAUCAUGUGCUUACAGUGUUCACAGGGGAGUGUGGAGAAUGUUCUCAUUGCAAGUCUGAGGAAAGCAAUCUGUGUAACCUGCUGAGGAUUAAUACAGACAGAGGUGUCAUGCUUAGUGAUGGAAAGUCUAGGUUUUCAAUCAAUGGAACACCAAUAAAUCACUUUGUUGGCACAUCAACUUUUAGUGAGUAUACAGUCGUUCACUCAGGCUGUCUUGCAAAGAUCAAUCCAUUGGCACCUUUGAACAAAGUCUGUGUCCUCAGUUGUGGCAUCUCAACAGGAUUGGGUGCUACUCUAAAUGUGGCAAAACCCAAAAAGGGUGCCUCAGUAGCUAUCUUUGGAUUGGGAGCUGUUGGACUAGCAGCUGCAGAAGGUGCAAGAAUUGCUGGAGCAUCUAGAAUUAUAGGGGUGGAUGUCAAUCCUAGAAAGUUCGAGGAAGCCAAGAAGUUUGGAGUAACAGAAUUUGUGAACCCCAAGGACUAUGACAAGCCAGUUCAAGAGGUUAUUGCUGAGAUGACCAACGGUGGGGUUGACAGGAGCGUUGAAUGCACUGGCAACAUUAGCGCCAUGAUUUCAGCUUUUGAAUGUGUCCACGAUGGGUGGGGUGCGGCUGUUCUUGUUGGAGUGCCUAGCAAGGAAGCAAUGUUCAUGACCAGGCCCAUCAAUGUGCUUAACGAAAGGACAUUGAAAGGAACUUUCUUUGGAAACUACAAACCCCGGACUGAUCUCCCAUCUGUUGUUGAUAUGUACAUGAACAAGAAGCUGGAGUUGGAUAAAUUUAUAACUCAUCAAGUCCCUUUCUCGGAGAUUAACAAGGCAUUUGAGCUCAUGGUUAAGGGAGAGGGUUUGCGGUGCAUUAUUAGUUUGGAAGACUAGGAUUGUGUUGCCCACUUGCAAUAUCAAUCUAGCUUGUUCAAUACAAGGGUACAAGUUUCUAUCGAGACUAGCUUUUCUGUACUUCAAUUAUGAAGAAUUUGAAGGCGAACCUUCGUUCUGAAAAAAAAAUGUGACUAAUAAAUAUAUCAAAAUUUGCGUAGUUUUUUAUUGUAAUUUGACUGUUAAAACUCAAAAUUGUUAUUAGUUGAAAUUCUUUCGGUUGUCUCCGUUGUAAGUGUCGAGAAUCCUGAUAUUUCCUGUCCACCGAGGGAAAGAGUCCACAUACAGAUUAGCCCUGCCCAGAUACUGAAGCUUUGGGUGGACUUGGACUUGUAGAAGCCCAACCAAAAAUUGUGG